AUGUAUGUCCUUUAGUUAGCAAUUUUUUUUUAAGUUAAUCUGAUCAAUGUUAAUAGUGCUUAAAAAAUUGCAGCGAAUGCUUUUCAAACAAUUACUGUGUUUUAUGUAUGCCAGGAUUCAUUUUAGUAAUAUUAUUCUAUUUUUAACUUAAAAUUAAUCAAUCUACGAAAAUAGAAUAGUUAGGGAUAGUGUGUAGGUAAUUGUGGAGAUAAUUAACUGAAAAACACUUUAAAUAAGCAAUGUUAAAACGUUCCUGAUAUAAAUUGCUAGAAAUAUAAUUAACAAAACUAAUGCUAAUAAUGUAAAGAUGGAUAUAUUUUAAGUAAAAAUAAAAUAUGCGAAAAUACAUUUUGUUCAGGUUAUUAAGGCACCUAUGAUAUUUCUACCUAAAAAUGUUCUUUAGACGGAUUUUUACUAUCAGAUUACAGUAGGGAAUAGUAAGAUUAAUAAGCCAACGCUCAAUUAACCUAAGAUUCUUUCAGUUUUUAGUACUCAUCAUUAAAGGAAAGCUUGAAUGAGCAAAUAAUAGAAAUAAUUGUUUUAGAUAUCUUAGAUUACAAAUUAGUACUUUUUUAAUAUAUUUGUUUAAAUUUUGUAAUAUAUUUAUUAAUAUUAUUUAGGUAAUAGGAAGAACUAUUCAAUACAUCAUAUUUUAUGAGUACAAAUCAAUGUCUGCCUUAUAUUUAUUUGAUAUGA
Tetrahymena thermophila SB210 is the source of this 696-nucleotide messenger RNA. Its product is annotated as transmembrane protein, putative. The record is from RefSeq and is a predicted model, not a curated record. The transcript has a single exon. NCBI's taxonomy places the organism in Eukaryota, Ciliophora, Oligohymenophorea, Hymenostomatida, Tetrahymenidae.